Messenger RNA from Electrophorus electricus (electric eel), 1816 nucleotides. The record is from RefSeq and is a predicted model, not a curated record. Lineage: Eukaryota; Metazoa; Chordata; Actinopteri; Gymnotiformes; Gymnotidae.
UUACUCCAGUAAACACGAGGCUGCUGCUCUGGAUAGAAUCUGUUCUGAUGCAUCAUGGUUUAACAGAACAUGCUAGAAAAUCAAACGUAUGUGUGCCGUUGCUGUAGGACCUCCAGACACUAGAGGGCAGAGGUUUGCCUGUCUGGUGACGAAGCUGCAUACCGAGCUACUUAUAUGUCGAGCGGACUUCCCGGUUUCACGCGACUGUCCGGGGUUGUAAAUCUGUGCGGUGCGUUUCUGCAGUCCUGGCCAUGAAGACGUCCAGGGACGCUGUCCAGGCUGCUGCCAGGGAACUGCUCAACUUCAUCAGCCGCGGAGUGUCGCCCUAUCAUGUGGUGGAAGAGUGCAAGACUCGGCUUUUAAAAGCAGGAUUUACAGAGCUGAAAGAGUCUGAUCACUGGGAAAUCAAACCAGCAAACAAGUAUUUUGUGACCCGGAACUACUCCACCAUCAUUGCCUUUGCGGUUGGUGGCCUGUACCAACCAGGAAAUGGUUUCUCCAUGAUUGGAGCCCACACAGACAGCCCCUGUCUGAAGGUAAAGCCCCGCUCCAGAAAGACGAGGCUGGGCUGUCUGCAGGUCGGUGUGGAAUGCUAUGGCGGAGGAAUCUGGAGCACCUGGUUUGAUCGGGAUCUGACUGUGGCUGGUCGUGUCAUGGUCAAGAGUGGCGGUAAGCUGGUACAUCGUCUUGUACACAUCCAGCGUCCCAUUCUGCGGAUCCCUCACUUGGCCAUUCACCUUCAGAGGGACAUCAAUGACUCGUUUGGCCCCAACAAGGAGAACCACCUGGUGCCUCUCCUGGCCACUGUGGUUCAGGAGGAGUUGGAGACAGGCUCUACUGUUUCUGGAGAUGCUUCAACCACAACAACUACAACGGAGAAGCACCACCCAGCACUGGUGCGCCUGCUCUGUGCAGAUCUGGGCCUGGAGCCUGAUGCCCUGCUGGACUUUGAGCUCUGCCUGGCAGACACGCAGCCUGGGGUCCUAGGUGGUGUGUAUGAGGAGUUCAUCUUUUCUCCUCGUCUCGACAACCUUCACAGCUCCUACUGUGCUCUGACGGCCCUGAUAGACUCCAGCACAAGUGCCUCUCUGUCCGCAGAGACCAACAUCCGUAUGAUCACCCUAUAUGACAACGAAGAGGUGGGGUCAGAGAGCGCUCAGGGUGCACAAUCGAACCUGACGGAGAUGAUUCUACAGCGCCUGGCGGCCGGCUCUAGCAACCCGACCGCCUUGCAGGAGGCCAUGCCCCUCUCCUUCAUGAUCAGUGCUGACAUGGCCCACGCCCUGCACCCCAACUAUCAAGAGAAACAUGAGGAGAAUCACAGACCAGCUUUCCAUAAGGGUCCAGUCAUAAAGUUUAACAGUAACCAGCGAUAUGCCUCCACUGCUGUAACUGCCUCCAUCCUACGGGAGAUCGCAGGGAGGGUGGAGGUGCCUCUUCAGGACGUGAUGGUGCGGAACGACUGUCCUUGCGGGACGACCAUCGGGCCUAUCCUGGCAGCCAAGCUCGGCAUCCCGGUGCUGGACCUCGGCGCGCCACAGCUAGCCAUGCACUCCAUCAGGGAGAUGUGCUGCACCUCGGGGGUGCUCCACACCACCACCCUCUUCAAGGGCUUCUUUGAACAAUUCCCGGCUGUGAGGAGGCUGGUGGUGGUGGACUAGACAUCAUAUGUUGAUCAGGCGGCCAGAGGCGCGUGAGGUCUGUUUCCUUCUCGCGCUGGUGCCUUCGAAGCCAUCAGCGCGGGAGCGACCCUGCUGAGCCUCUGGAGUGUGUUUUAAGUGCGACAAUAAAUCAGUUAAUUGCGCCCGUGUUCCCA